AUGUCCGUAGCUCUCCUGUGGCUGGGCUUCACCCUCCUGGGGGCCCUGCACACCCAGGCCCAGAGUUCCACCCCCAGACUGCUGCGGGCCCCAGCUCUGUCCAAGAUCCCGCUGCAGCCCAACUUCCAGGCUGACCAGUUCCAGGGGAAGUGGUACGUCAUAGGCGUGGCAGGGAAUGCAAUUAAGAAGGAAGAGCAAGACCAGUUUAAGAUGUACACCUCAAACUACGAGCUGAAGGAAGACGGCAGCUACAACGUCACCUCCACCCUAUUAAGGGACGAGGGCUGUGACUACCGGAUCAGAACUUUUGUCCCGAGCUCCCGGCCUGGCCAGUUCACCCUUGGCAAUAUUAAGAGCUACCCCGGGGUAAGGAGCUACACCGUGCGGGUGGUGAACACCGACUACAACCAGUUUGCCAUAGUGUUCUUCAAGAAGGUUCAAAAGAAACAGGGGUACUUCAAGACCACCCUUUAUGGGAGGACCAAGGAGCUGACCCCUGAAGUGAAGGAGAACUUCAUCAACUUCGCCAAGUCCCUGCGCCUCACCGAUGACCACAUCGUCUUCACCAUCCCGAUUGACCGGUGCAUCGAUGACCAGUGA
Rangifer tarandus platyrhynchus (Svalbard reindeer) is the source of this 600-nucleotide messenger RNA. NCBI's taxonomy places the organism in Eukaryota, Metazoa, Chordata, Mammalia, Artiodactyla, Cervidae. The record is from the annotation of a GenBank genome assembly.